CUGUCGUCGCGGGCUGCGAUAGCGCGAACGUGCCGCUGCCGUCGUCGCCGCCGUCGCUGCCGCCGUGCGCGUUUCGCGUCGUGUGCCGCCGACGCUGACUGUGUUGUACACGGUAGAGACUCAGUAGCGGUGCGUGCCGGCGGGUCGGGUGUCUCUCUCUCUCUUCCGUCUUUAUCACUCGCCGAGAGGUGUGCCGCACAGCAGUCGUAUUAUCUCAUCAGAGACCGUCGUUUGUUAUUAUUAUUACUAUAUAUUAUACCGUAGUUGCGGUUAUUUAUUAUUAAUAUUAUAUAUUGCGAGCGCAAUUGGGCGCGCGCUCCGCGUGUGUGCGUGUGCGCGUGUGUGUGUGUGUGUGUGCGUAUUGCGCGCGAAAGACGGCGGCGUCGUGAUCAGUGCGGGCGCACCACCGGCGGCCGAUACAUAAUGUAAUAUAUUAUUUAUAGAAAUAUAUAUAUUAUCUUUGUGCUCGUCGUCUCUGCCGCCGUCGCGACGUUUAAUAUUAUCGUCGUUUUUAAAUGGUCCGCGCGUACGGUACGCGCCGCAAAAGCUGCGCGACCUACUCGUCUUCGUCCGCGUACUCGCACGUGUCGUAGGCGUCGUCGUCGUCGUCGUGCGUUAUUAGUGCAUUAGCGGUUCGUUAGUGUUAUUGCCGUUGCCGUUAUCGCUACUAAUAUUUUAAAUUUAUCAGUUUAACGUUUCGUUUCGAGUCCCGCGAUAUAGGACAUCGUCGUUAUAGUAUUAUUAUGUCGCGUGCCGUUCACACCGUGCAUCACACGAGACCGUCGCCGCCGCCGCCUCUGCCGUCGUCGUCGUUUUUGUGCAGCCGACCGCCGCUACCGGCGUCGUCGUCGUCGUCGUCGUCGUAGGACAGCAACGCACCACUGCCUCAAAUUCUGCAACCGCCGCCGCUCCCUUGCUACCCCCGGACGAGACGUAGAAUGGGGGAUGACGGUGGAGGUUGGUGACCAGAACAGUCGCAGGGGUUGGACAUGGGCAACAAACUGAGCUCCUGCGGACCUUUAAUCAAAAAAUCUUACAGAUACGAUGACGUUGUCGGACCAUUUCAAACCUCAUCGAGAAGAAGAGAUGGUCAUCUUCUCAGACUAUGGGCUGAAGUAUUUCACGUGAGUGCUAAAGGAGAAGAAAUAAAAUGGCAACAAAUAUCCGAAGAUCUCGUUCCUGUAAAUAUUACGUGUUUACAAGAUGGACCAGAGUAUAUAUUCCAUAUUACUGCUUACAACAGUCAAGUGGAAAAAAUCAUGGAUAUUCGCCUGGUUCAACCAGGCACAAAAAUAGGGUUAGCUUCAGAAUGUUUUGCGUAUUGGAAAGAACCACACAGCAAUGACACUUGGGGCUUAAAUUUCACAUCACCAAUAGACGCUAAACAAUUUAAAGAAUGCUGCACUCCAACUGUGAAAUUGUCUCGGAAAUCAUCUUCAUCGUAUUCCUUAAAAUUAGAUACGUCAAAAAGGCAAAGUACGAAAGUAAGAAAGAAACCUCUAUCGACACCAACUUCACCUAGUAGAUCAAGAGAGCCACAAUGUACUUGCAUGACAGCUGAUCAAUUUAAUAGACUCAGGGCACAAGAUCCAAGAUACAAUAAAGAAAGAUCUUCUACGUUACCGCGUUCUCAUAAUCGACAACUUUCACUUGGAGAUGGACCUUCGGAAGCUGAUAAAACAACAGUGCCUGAAGAUACGUCCAAACAGGCCAUAUCCCGAAGCUCAAAUACGAGAGACAGAGAAACUGCCACGCCCGGUGGAAAAUUAAACAUCACCGGAACUGGGUCACAAACAGAACAGGGUCAACAAGAAAGUUGUAAAAGUGAAGGAGUACAAACAAUCGGUGCUAAAACUACGUCUACCACGGGCACAUGCACUCCAAGAAUGCCCUCUAAAGACUAUUCAGAAGGGUACGUGGAGUCAGAUUUAUUUAAAAUACCAACAGCUUCAAAAAAUUCAAGAAAUCAAAAUAAAACAUACAGAGAUGAUUGGCGAAGAGAGAAUAUGGGAUCAAUUAAACGGACAUUAAAACCAAUGCCAUCAUUAGAAAGUCCUGUUACGUCACCAGAAAUGAAUCGAAGACGUGGUUACAGUUAUUACACUCAGCCAUCGUCAGUGGCAGCAUCAAUGGUACCUCCAAUGCCACAAUGUUCAAGACAACAAUCAGCUUCAGAACCAGAGUCUAAUUUAAAACAUAGAAAUUCACGAUUUAACUCAGGUUCUCGCUCAUCAUAUGAUAUAGGUCGAAAUGGUCAAGUAAGGGAUCCAAGAGGUCUUUAUUUGGAGUUGGAUAGAAAUGGACGGCCUACUCAUGGUGGAGACGUUUCACCAGUUUCCGAUAACGUUAUGUUUGAUAACCAGUGUUAUGCAACGACACCUAGCUCGAGCAAUGGUAAUUCCGACCAGGAACAGAGUAACAAUAAGGGCAAAUCAGGACGUUAUCAAAAACAUGAUAAUCAAGCAACAAGUACUCCUGGUUCACCAACUAGUCGACUUUUACUCGAAUAUGAAAUGCACUUACGAAAUACUUUAGCACGUGGCAUGGAUGCUGAGAGUUAUAGCUUGCACACAUUUGAAGCACUUCUAACACAGAGUAUGGAAAAUUUAGAAAUGGCAGAAAAGUUACCUCCAUUAAAUUCCAGAAGUCCGUAUCCUAUAAGAAGGCGACCAACAAGUGCUUGUGGCUUUAAUAGAUCAUCUACACUUCCACAUAGAAUCGAAAGAUCAUCCAGCACUACUAGAGAAGGUUAUUAUAGUGACAGACAAGAUGCGGCUAGAGAAAGAGACAGAGAACGAGGUUACUUAUCUGAUCAUGCACCUUCUAGUAAUAAUAGAUGUGCUAACUGUUGGAACGAAUCUGCUCGAGCUCAAUGGUUUAGACAUAGUGAUGGUUGGCGGUGCGGAUCUUCAACCAUGGGGAGUAGUGCAUCGAAUACUGGUAUUCCGUACGGUUCUUUUGACGGACACCAUGCUCAUCAUCACAUUCCAUCAACAAGGGCUAACAAAAGAUCGGCUUGGGAAUCUUUACCAUCACUUCGACAUGAAAACAGUCUUAUGACAGAUAAUGGAUACAAAUCUAAUAGAAAUGAUUUAUUCGAACAAAGAAUGUUCGAACGACAAGAUAGUGCCAGAAUGGAUUAUAUGGCUGAAAGAGAGGCUAGACAUAGUUUUAGUGGAAUUACACAACAAACUUCCGUUGAAAGCACAGAUUCUCGUCUGUGCUAUCUUACAUCGUCAGAGAUAUCAGACGAUGAUCGUAUGUCUUUGACAACCGCUAUCAGCGACGAAGACGAUGCAGAGAGCACUCAAAAUUCACCAUACCGGGGUAAACAAACAGGGACUGCAGCUGCCUCGUUUAAUUGCACAGGAGCUGUCAGAAAAGCAGGGUUUUUGAGCGUAAAAAAAUGGUUAUUACGGAAAAAGCACCAAAUUGAACUUGCUAGAAAAAGAGGCUGGAAAGGUUAUUGGGUGUGCCUUAAAGGUACUACAUUACUGUUUUAUCCAUGCGAUUCUAGAGAAGGCCGAAGUGUAGAAGCAGCUCCAAAGCACCUUAUAAUUGUUGAUGGAGCGAUCAUGCAACCUAUUCCAGAACACCCGAAGAGAGAUUAUAUUUUUUGUUUAAGUACAGCUUUUGGAGACGCCUAUUUAUUUCAGGCACCUUGUCAAGUAGAAUUGGAAAAUUGGGUGAACAGUAUACAUUCUGCAUGUGGCGCAGCAUUUGCCAGGCAUAGAGGAAAAAUAGGAACACUACAUUUAUUACAAGAAGAAAUUUACAGAAUUGAAAAACAAGUGGAUGCGGAUCAAAAACUCAAACACAUGGCUGAAGUAGAAGUAGAAAUGUUAACAGAUCCAGACACUAAAGAACAAAUAAAAAAGCAAAUUUUAGCAUGGGAAGAGAAUUUAGAGAGACUACAUUGUGAACAGUUUCGGCUCAAAUGUUAUAUGGCUAGUUUACAAAAUGGUGAACUUCCAAAUCCCAAGAUUCUUUUAACGCGUGUAUCUAGAGCCACUAAAAUUACACUAAACAAAUUAGGUGUGUUUACUGUAUCUUCGCUACAUGCGUUUAUAUGCGCUCGUUCUCCGUCAUUGCUCAACAAUCUUUUGGCUGGACGUGGCGCAACCAAAAGAAAAGCUCCAGUCUUAUCUCGAUCAAAUAGUAGUUCGGGUAGAAGAUCAUUGCAAUCAUCUACAUCUAGAGAUGACCCUGAAAAGACUGUCAAAGUGUCCUUACCUGAUAAUCAAUCGGUACAAAUACAUUUACGAGAGGGCAUGACAGUUGAUGAGUAUUUGGCAUUAUCUUGUUCAAGAAAAGGACUUAAUCCCAUGGAGCACUUUGUCAGGGUAAAAAAGAGAAGGGAUAUGGAAGAUCAUAAUUAUUUUGUUCCUCACCGAACUGAUAGUAUUGAAACUUAUUUACAUACUCAUGAAGUUGUCGAAGUUCGUGCCAAAAUCCUGUAUCAAGUAGAACUUGAAAGAAAUACAUUAGAUCAUAUGUGGGGAUUUUCCGUAGAAGCAGAGUUAAUUGAAAAUGCUGAACGACAAGAUGAACUUUGUUGUUAUGUUAGUCGCGUCGAAGACAAAGGAAUUGCUAUUCAAAAUGGUUUAAUUAAAGGCGAUGAGAUUAUGGUGAUUAAUAGUGCAAUAGUAAGUGAUUUAGAUAUGAUGUACUUGGAAUCGGCUCUUCAAGAAGAACUUUCUUUAAGUAUGAUGAUGAGAUCAUCUAGAACAGAACCUCCUCAAUUACCUUCAGGCUCAAGAAUUAUAUCAAAGACUACUGAUGAUAUAAUUCAAUCAUUAGUAUGUCCUCCACCACCGACAGAUCCACCAGUUAUCUCAGAAGAAAUGAUAUCUGGACUAAUCGUACCUGCUCCAGGGUGGAAUAGGGAAGGUAUUUAUGAAUUGGAAACUAACAACAUGACACAAGAUUCAAAACUUGCUUCCAGAGGAAAUUCUUUUGAAAUAGAAAAUUUAAUUAAGAGUGCUGGUGAAGUUACUGGGUUCUGUAGAUCUCCAGAACCAGCAAGAAGAACUAGCCCAACCGUUAUUUCUGCAAUACAAAACCCUCAAAUAACUAUUGGUCGUCAGUUGACGGAUGCUGAAAAACUUAGAAAAGUUAUUUCUGAACUCGUAGAUACUGAAAAAUCAUAUAUUAAGCACUUGAGUAAUCUACUGGAGAACUAUUUAGAACCACUUAAACAAGAAACAUUUUUAUCUGGAGCAGAAAUAGCCGUUCUGUUUGGUAAUAUCCAAGAAAUUGUUCAAUUUCAACAUCAAUUAUUACAAAAUUUAGAAGAUGCCGUGCGCCAAGAACCUAAUUUCCAUAAAUUUGAUCAGCCAGAGCAAUUUAAAAAUAUACUUUUUUCUAUUGGAAGCGCCUUCUUAUAUUAUGUCAAUCAUUUCAAAUUGUAUAGUUCAUUCUGUGCAAGUCAUUCAAAAGCUCAAAAAAUACUUAAUCCUAAUGAAGGCAAUCAAGCUUUACAAGAAUUUCUAUGCUCCAGAAAUCCUCGGCAACAACAUUCCUGUUCUUUAGAAUCUUAUUUAAUUAAACCUAUACAAAGGAUAUUAAAAUAUCCACUUUUACUACAGCAAUUAAGGAAUCUUACUGAUCCUCAUUCGGAUCAACAUCUUCACCUCGUUGAAGCACUAAAGGGAAUGGAAAAUGUUGCUGAACAUAUAAAUGAAAUGCAAAGGAUACACGAAGAAUAUGGAGCAAUCUUUGAUCACUUAUUCAGACAACAUCAAAAAUCUUGUAAACAAUCUAUUGACUUAUCUCCGGGUGAUUUACUGUACUAUGGAGGAGUUGAAUGGUUGAACAUAUCUGAUUUCCUUGGGAAAAUAAAAAAAGGCCUAGAACUGCAUGCAAUGUGUUUUGUGUUCAAAUCAGCUGUGGUAUUUUUGUGUAAAGAACGUUUAAGACAAAAAAAGAAACUAAUGAGUGUAUCAGGUAAAAGUGAAAUGGAAAUAAUUAGAUAUCAAGUUUUGAUACCAGUAACUGAAGUACAAGUUAGAGCAAGUUCUGCUAAAGAUAUGGAGACACAUUUCUUAUGGGAACUGAUCCAUUUACGUAGUCAAUCCCAUAGAAGGGCAGAAAAGAUUUAUGUCCUUUCUAAUAGUACUGCCGAAUUCAGAAAUGCAUUCUUAAAAACUAUACGCCAGAUUAUUCGCGAAAGCGUACGAAACAUGAACAUUCCUACUGCCAAACCUUCUACUAAUUCCCCUGCUCAACUAGUAAGCAAUACCGCAACAUUAGGAAGACAAACAAUUAAUACUGGAGGUUUACAAUUAAUAUCAGAAGAUCACAAAACGCCUGAUAUUUCAAACUUAACACAAGGAUCACAAACACUAGGAAAACCUAAAAAAAUACCUCCAAAACCGCCUCAAAGAUAUUCUUCGGGGAGCACUUUGACUAAAGUAGAGUUAAGAAAUCAAGGAACAUCGUCAACUGAUUCUACAACGGAUACAGCAGGGACUCAAACUAUUUUGCCCAAUUAUAGAUCAAGAAACAGAGAAGAGCGAAAAGUAGAUGAACAAAAAUCAGAGGGUGAAGAUGAUAGCAGUAGUCAACCUGGACCAUCUAAAGGACUUCCAAUGCACGGUAGUUUGGGAAAAACACCUAACUACUUAAUGCUUAGUACCACAUCUACAUUAUCAGCAAGUAGUACUGGAAGCCAAGCAGCUAGACUGGUGGAAAGAUCACAACAACCAGAAAAUUAUCAACCACCUCAGGUGCAGGACCUCGGUAAGACGGAUCUGCACCAGGAUUACUAAAAAUCGCGCUACCCACUGAGAAUAGGUUCUCCAGUAUGGAAGCCCAGAGAAUUGGGAGAAUCGUCAACGUUGCCACGGAAAAAAAAAACGAAUCAGGAGCAGUUUGAAACAAGGACAAUGGUGAGAAAAGGAGAAAAAAAGGAUAAAAAAUGAAUAAAACGCGGGACAAUCACUCGUAAAAAAUGUUCAUGCAUAAAAAUACCCAAUUAAUGAGAAACGUGAUACUUAUCACCGACUCUUUGGAGUCCUUUUUAAAAAUCUAAUUGGGGAUUUCUUUGAUGUCCUUGUUACUCAUGGUAUGGAAAGGAUCUGCCGGCCGAGGGUCGAAGAAAUUAUGUUUAUGAUCAAGUUAGAUUAUUUCUUAAAUUCUCAUUACCUUAUUGGUAUGUUCCUACUUUAUUUAUUACAUAAAAUUAGAAUUUAUUACAGUCUUUUGUUUCGUGUAAAUAAUAAAAAAAAAACGAAACUGAAACUUUUGUCACAAUUAAAAACUAAAAUAUACCGGAUUUGGGCUGUUUAUUAUUAUCGGUAAUUAAAAUACAAACGUCGAUUCAACGACCAUGGUAAAUUAUUCUUAUAACCACCUUUACUAAUACUGUUAUUAGAUACCAUACAUUUGGGAUACGCAUUAUGAAAUUUAUCCACGAUACGUUGACUUAUAUAUAUUAAAUAUUUAAAUAUAUAUGAUAUAUAGACCAUGUCUGUUUUAAUGAUUAUGCACCAACUUAAGGUUAUAUUACAAAUCGUACAUAUUAAAAGCUCAAAGCUCAAUUUCAUUUAAAUUAUUUUCUUCUUUCAAAUUUCAAUAGAUUUUAUUAUGAAUUGUUAACAUUUCUCCAUUUGAUCUCAUUAGUGAUAUUUGAACUUAAAAAGAUCUAGAACUCCUCUAACCGCAAAAUAAAUAACCACGAUUCAUUUACUUUGUUUGAGCACAUAGGAUAAGUAAAUAAUGAUUAUUUUUAUGCUUAAUAUGUACAUUGGACAUUUUGAGAAUAAAUAAUAUUAUAUAAUGGUCAACGCGUGAACGACAAUAAAUUGUUAUUGUGUAACGACGACGAACUAUGAAAUAAAAUCUAAUUAAUUAUAUUCAUUAGAUGUAUUGAAGUGGUCUAGAAAAACGGUUUCAAUUAUUUGAAAAUUGAAUUUGAAAAUUUACAUUAAAAAUAAUAUGUUCCCCAAAAAUUUAAUCUUGUAUUUGUUCAUAUUCGAAAUUCCCUAAUGAAAUCAUUGAAAGUAUUGUUGAAAAUAAUAUUUAAUAUUAACGAUAAACAACCUAUUUUAGUAUCAUUAAAAUAGUUUUAGUUCUUUUGGAAAAAUUAAAAUUGACAACCGUAAACUAUGUGAUCUUGUGGUCCCACAAGUACCUAACAUAAAUCGUAAAAUAUGUUUGAAAAUAAAACACAAUUAUAUGCAACAAUGAUAAAUAUAUUUCUAAGUACUAUUAGGUUAUCUUAUAAUCAUUAUUAUUAAAAUACCGAAAAAUGUCGUGCUCAUGUAGGUACCUUAGAAAUUUAGAAUAAGUUUUUAAAUUUAAAAAAAAACCACCCGGUUAUGUUUUCAAUUUAGUACAAUCGUUAUCAUUAAAUUAUUAUGAAUUAAUCGAACAUUUUAUUUCAUUAUAAUGUUUAUUACCUACUCAAAAAAAAAAUAUAUAUAUUAUAUAUAUAUACAUGUUUAAAUUAGGCCCACCGCACAACAUAAAAAAAAAAUAUUAUUAUAUUAUUAUCUAAUUUUAUUAUUAUUUUAGUUCUUCCGUCAAUCGAAAAAAAAAAAAAUGUUGAGAAAUUAUUGUUGUGUUAUUGUAUUUGUAAAUAAAAUAUAAAUGAAAAAUG
Messenger RNA from Aphis gossypii (cotton aphid), 8602 nucleotides. It is a transcript of the gene sif, whose product is annotated as protein still life, isoform SIF type 1. The transcript is spliced from 34 exons. Gene Ontology annotation, biological process: small GTPase-mediated signal transduction; positive regulation of axonogenesis; activation of GTPase activity. NCBI's taxonomy places the organism in Eukaryota, Metazoa, Arthropoda, Insecta, Hemiptera, Aphididae. Gene Ontology annotation, cellular component: synapse; membrane. The record is from RefSeq and is a predicted model, not a curated record. Bases 990 to 6770 code for a protein of 1926 amino acids. Gene Ontology annotation, molecular function: protein binding; guanyl-nucleotide exchange factor activity.